AUGGCAUCAGUCGCAUCAGCAUCCCUCGGCGCCUCGCCCGUCUCUCCCUACGACUUCGAAUUUCCGCCCGCAUCAGGGGCAACCGAUCCACCAGGCGGCGAUCUGGACGAUGAUGCGUUUUGGUCCGUCAUUAGCAGCGCCGCUGCCGGGGGUACGAGCGUCGGUACGGGGCCAGGAUCGGUAGGCCUGAUCUCCAGCCCGAGUGCCCAUAGCCUGGGCAGCCCGUGGGCGGUCCUCGGACAUCGUGCGAGCGGGCAACAACACCUUGAGCAGCUUGAGCUGUCGCCGGCCGCGCUGUCCCCCGGGCUGGGCGGGGAGAUUGACCAGCACAGCGGUUUCGGGCACAGGUCGUCGUUCGAUCAGCAGGGGGGUAGUGUAGGUGGCGAUGGGUUCUCGGCAACAGCAGCGGAUGGGAACUGGUCCUUUGCGCAGUUUCUGGCGCAGGACCUGCAGGAUUACUCGGGAGCCUUGUUGGGGGCGCCUUACAAUGGAGACUUGACCGGCCUGUUCAAUACACCGGGAGACGCACAACUGCCGUUGGGCGAGAGCCUCGCCCUCGCGAACAUGCCCCCGUGGGAGCCCCUGAGCAAUCUCAGAGGAACAAACAAUUUCGGCAAUGACCGUCCGACGAACGCAGAUUCUAACAGCGGCACCAUCUUCAUCAUGGAAGACCCGAACCUUAUCGCACCCUCGCCGCCCUCAUCGCACCUCUACUCCCCGCCCACACACUCGGCCUCGCCCGCAAGCGCCCACAGCCCCCGAUCACCCGUCCCGAUCAAGCAAGAGCCCUCCAGCACCAGCAGCAACAGAAGCAGCAGUUCACCAGAACACAGCAAGCCGUCACCCCCAACAGCCACCGCCCACCCGACGACAACCGCCGCGAUCCCGAUACGCAAAGCAAACACGUCUAACCGGGUGCAGAAACGCAAGCCGCAAACAUCAGCUUCAUUAUCAGCUUCCUCAGUAGCAGCAGCAGUCUCGACAUCGCCGACAACAUCGGCGGACUCGUCAUCAUCAUCACCUUCACCACCUGGCGCAGCCGCGGCGGCAGCUUCCAAAUUCCACAUCCUCACGCCCGACAGCAUCUCGCGGCAGAUGGACAAGCCGAACCGGUUCGAGUGCUUCGAGGCGCACCGGCCCUCGCAACGCGGACGCAAGGGGCCCCUGGCGACCGACACCAAGCAGUCGGCGCUGCAGGUGCGGCGCAUGGGCGCGUGCUUCUCGUGCCACGCGCGAAAAGUCAAAUGCGACAAGGAGCGGCCCUGCCGCAGCUGCGUGCGCCUCGCCCAGCAGGUGCCCCAGGUCGUGUGCUGGCAGUUUUCGGAUUUCACGGCGGUGCUCUUUCCAGAGUUUAUACGCGGCCAUUUGCGCAAGGAGGCCGUCGCGAGGUUCCUCAGCGAGCAUGUGGAGCGGUUUAUCCACGACAAGCCAUGUACUGUUGAGAUGUACUCCGGGUACGGUUUCUCCGCGCGCCUGGUGGUGCCCGCGAGGUUUUUCACCGCCAAGACGGUCGCUGCUCUCCAGCACUGGCAUCUGCAUGGCGGAGUCAACCAGGUGGAGUUGCAGGCCACGAGCGCCGCGCCGAUAGGGUUGGACGGGGGACAAGCGCAAAAUGCGGAGGGCGGUGGAGCGGGAGGUAGUGGAGGUGGUGAAGGGCAGAGGAACGAGAUGCGCAAGCGCCUGAGGGAGUACGUGCAGGCCAUUGUGGGCGAGAGGGACUUUGCGGCGCUGGUGACGCCGCUGCCGCAGCACACGCUGCUGCCGCGCAAGCUGCUCAAGAUUGUGCACGACUACGCGAACCGCAGCGACCUGGCCAUGGUCAAGCGCGCGCUGACCAUCUACACGAUGCACUAUGUCAUGACCAAGCACCUGGUCCUGACGGACCGGUGCGUGGCCGAGCUGGGCCCCACGGGGCUGGUGCCGCAGGGAGUCCCCUUCGUCACGGCGCGGGUGCUGAACCGGCAGCUGAAGGCGGUGCUGGACGAGAUGCUCUGCCAGGAGGUGCAGAAGCUGUUUGAGAACUUUAGCAAGUCGCUCAAGCCCAAACUGCGCAGCGAGUGGGCGCCCUGCCUGGCGUCGUUCCUCGUCAUGUGCCUGAUCAUGGAGUCGAUCGAGGUGGCGGCCGACAGCCACGUCAUGACCGAGAACGAGAUCAGCCUGCGGCGCUACCUGCCGCCGCGGUGGAAGCGCUCGUUUGCGCUGCAGGUCAACAGCGAGAUCGAGAACAUGCCCUUUAAGCAGUUCGCCUUCCAGUUCCACCAGAUCUACCAGACGCACUCGCGCGACGCGGCCGCGCGCAGCUUCAACCCGCUGCUGGACGACUCCUGCUUUGAGCAGGCCGAGUUGGACGGCCCCGCCGAAGAUAUGGUGCGGAAGUUGAGGCGGUUUAUUGAUGCGGAUUGGUCCGAGUUGGACUACUUGACGGCAGACCCCAUCCUGCCCAACAACGAAGAGCACGUCUAUCCGCGGAACGUGGCGUAUGACUAUACAGGCCGCCUGGUCGCCAAGUUCUUGCUCUCGUUCACGGACGAGAAGUAUAUUUUUGGAAGGAAGGUCUAA
Canariomyces notabilis is the source of this 2559-nucleotide messenger RNA. RefSeq lists its product as uncharacterized. The record is from RefSeq and is a predicted model, not a curated record. The coding region runs from base 1 to 2559 and encodes 852 amino acids. Lineage: Eukaryota; Fungi; Ascomycota; Sordariomycetes; Sordariales; Chaetomiaceae. Gene Ontology annotation, molecular function: DNA-binding transcription factor activity, RNA polymerase II-specific; zinc ion binding. Gene Ontology annotation, biological process: regulation of DNA-templated transcription. The transcript is spliced from 3 exons.